UGACAUUACUUGAAGGAGGAUAUCAAGAGUAAAGAAAUGACACUUUAGCGAUAAAAGUCGGUUUCUAUGGUUUAUUUAUAACAGAAUAUAGCUUGGCAGUAGUAGAAAAGACGCUUUCCAGAAGUGCUAAGGGUCAUCACUGGAUUCUACAAGAAAAGAAUACGCUUCCUGGGUGCUCACUUAAUCCGAAAAAGAAUGGGAGUAAAGGCAAUCAUUACGACAAUUGCCGUUGUCAUGGCAAUACUGGAAAUCCAGAGUAAACCCAGCGUUCAAUUCAAUCGUCGCAACACCAACCAACCAGGGAAACGAGCUUCCGUCAAACACGUAUGUGAUAGCGCUCCACGAGACCAAGUCAUUCAAAAGGAUAAUCGCUACGUAAAAUGUCUUAAACCCUCCAAUCAAGAACUAAAGAAGGAGAUUAACGCUAUUGGCGGACUUAAUCGACAUUACUUCGCCAAUUCACUUGAUGAGGCGAGAAAAGACUUCAGUAACAUGUUCAAAGUUUAUGGUGAUCUUUUGAACAACACUGAACAAUGGCGAAGUUGGGUAAAUAACAAAUUCAUCUCCUCGCCUUAUGUGAGCACACCUACAACCACAACCACAAAAACAACCACAAGUACAAAUACUCUGAGCGUUAAGCGCGAUGAAAUGGAGAACGCAAAUAAGGAAGUGAAGGUCGACAAGAGAGACUCAGGAAAUAUUGCUAUACAAUGCCUUCCUGGUGGCCGUGACACAGAAAAUGGUGUUCAUCUAUGCCCAGCGUGCCAACGAUGUACCGAACUACCAGCGAACUACUACCCUCGGUUUGUCAACGAACUUACAUGCGACGAUUCGUUCAGUGGAAAUCAGAACGAAACACGAUGUGCCCUCGGCACCGGACCAGUUGGUAUUCCAAUCCCUAUUGGAACAUGUCAUCAAGUGUCGAUGUCAUUCGAUGUUCUUGUUCACCAACCUGGUCAGUACAAUAUUACCUUUCAAAAUGAAACCUACAUCGAGUAUAAAGAGAUUUUUACAGAAGCGCCUUGGGAGGUGCGAACAUUUUGCGAGUGCAUGGCAAAAAGUAUAUUCAAAAUCGAGUGAGUGUUGGAAAUUGUACAUUUUUUUCUCGGGUUAAAGUAUAUAUGAUGGGACUUUCAGUGAUAUUUAUCGGUUGCGUGUAACAUUUAAGCCACCAUAUUGCAUGAACGCAACAAAGCGGAAAACGAUAAUGUUCUGGAAGCAGUUGUACAAAGGAUGGAUAAAAUUAUCCACCGUAUAUUUUGUAUGGAUUCGUACAACUGUUUGCACCGGUUUAGUUUGUUCCUUAAGUAACGUACGCUAAAGGGUGGGAAAAAAUGGUGAAACAAUAUAUAUAUAUGCAAAAGGAAAGAAAACAUAAUAUCAUAGACCUUAGACUUAUUUUUGAAAUAGGAAUAAAUGAAAUUAAAACUUAUA
Molecule: messenger RNA, 1434 nt
Organism: Exaiptasia diaphana
Lineage: Eukaryota; Metazoa; Cnidaria; Anthozoa; Actiniaria; Aiptasiidae
Exons: 5
Coding region: 196-1080 (294 amino acids)
Source: RefSeq, a predicted model, not a curated record